Molecule: messenger RNA, 1956 nt
Organism: Eucalyptus grandis
Lineage: Eukaryota; Viridiplantae; Streptophyta; Magnoliopsida; Myrtales; Myrtaceae
Product: magnesium transporter MRS2-1
Biological process (GO): magnesium ion transport
Molecular function (GO): magnesium ion transmembrane transporter activity
Source: RefSeq, a predicted model, not a curated record
GUUCGGUCGCUGAUUGUUGUAAUUUGGCGAGUUAUGCUCUUUGCUUGUUGCCCAAUUUCAGCUCUGAAGACUCAGUGGCAAACCGGAUGGGGCGCGGCCAAGGCCUUUGCUCCUGGUUUCACAUUGAAACUUCUGGUAACUCAGAGGUCAUUGAGGUGGAUAAGGUCACAAUGAUGCUUCAGCUUGAUCUUCCUGCCCAGGAUUUACGCUUGCUCAAUCCAUUGUUUGUGUACCCCUCCACCAUUCUUGGUCGAGAGAAGGCAAUUGUGGUUAAAUUGGAGCAGAUUCGGUGUAUCAUCACAGCAGAUGAGGUUCUGCUUUCGAAUUCCCUUGAUAGCUAUGUUCUACUGUAUGUUGUGGAGCUACAGCGCAGGUUGACCACAGCUGGGGUGGGCGGAGUCUCGAAUUCUGAGAGUGCUGACUUGAGCCAGAGAAGGGGAAGUAGAAACUUCCACAAUAUUUUUGGGAAUGCAUCCCCAGAUCAUCUUCCCUUUGAAUUUAGGGCACUUGAAGUAGCGCUUGAAGCUGCCUAUACUUUUCUUGAUUCUCAGGCAUCAGAACUUCAGAUUGAAGGUUAUCCUUUGCUAGAUGAGCUUACUUCGAAGAUUAGCACGUUGGAGUGUGUCCGUGCAUUUAAAAGCAGACUCGUUGCCUUAACAAGGAGAGUGCACAAGGUUAAGGAUGCGACUGAGCAGCUGCUGAAUGAUAAAGGACAAUUGGCAGAGAUGUACCUCACUCAAAAGAAACCGAGGAUGCAGCCAACAUUUUAUGGUGACCAGUCUAUGUUGGGAAGCAGAUCAACUGAUGGUGCUUUAUCAGUUUGACCAGUUUCUCCUGUUGCUUGCCCUCCAGAUUGGUGGAAGCCGGAGAGAAGCUUUAUCAAUGCCAAGAACCAGCACGAGGGCAUGAGCAGUUCAGAAAGUGCCGAAAGAAUAGAACUUGAGAUGUUGCUGGAAGCAUUUCUUGUUAUGAUUCAAAGCACAUUAUACAAGUUGACCUCGAUGAAGGAGUACAUUGAGGACACAGAAAAUUUCAUCAAUAUUCAGCUGGGAGGUUGUUCCUGUCCUCUUCUCAUUUUCUAUUUCAUCUCGAGUUGUAGUUUGGUAGGGGGCCUUAUUAUUUGAGUGAAUUUGACUAGAUCACUAAAGUAGACAUAGGCAGAUGAUAACACAUCUCAGUUCAAUGCUAUUGAUGUUAUGAAAUUUACUCAUUUUUACAUUAUCGACGCCAUGGAAGGAAGAAUAAGCAGGCUCUUGAUCAUUCUGAUCGUUUAUCAGCUUUGAAACUCUAGCCCUGGUCUUCAGACAAGUAGAUUAGUAUGUCCUGUGGAAGAAUAUAAUUUAAUGUUGGAAAUUCCUCUUCUUCAACUUCAUUUAGUGUACGUGAAAACUUUUGCAGGACAGUGUCCGGAACAAGCUAAUCCAAUUCGAUCUGAUGUUGGAAAUUCCUCUUCUUCAACUUCAUAUAGUUUUUGGAUGGUGUUAUCAUUAGUAGCUAAUAUUGUAUGUUGGAUAGGAUAAUGAUGCUCAGGUUGCCUUCACUAGGGAAGAAUGAACAGUAACUAAGGCAAGUGUUUCUAGCUAUAUGCAGGCAUAUAAUUUGUCUAAAGAUCACAAGCCGGACCUUGACAUUGAGAGAGAGAGAGAGAGAGAGAGAAUUCUUCAAGCUGGGGGUUUCAUUCAAGUUGGAAGGUCGAUGGAAGUUUGAAUCUAGCAAGAGCUAUUGGCUCUACUACUAGUUUUUAUUCUCGAUGACCAGUUGAUAGAGUAGAGGGAGUCUCUCUCUCUCUCUCUCUCUCUCUCUCAGCACGCGUGUAUGCAUGUGUGUCCAUGGACUUUUAUAGGGUUCAUGCCGUCCAAUGUGAAUUGGGGACGUAAUAUCUGUUGGCUGCAGGAGACGUGGAAUUCAAGCAGAACAAAUCAUUCCCAGCUGAAAGACAAAUUUCAGCUGCAAAUC